Messenger RNA from Durio zibethinus, 2029 nucleotides. Its product is annotated as mitogen-activated protein kinase homolog MMK2. Gene Ontology annotation, biological process: protein phosphorylation. The record is from RefSeq and is a predicted model, not a curated record. NCBI's taxonomy places the organism in Eukaryota, Viridiplantae, Streptophyta, Magnoliopsida, Malvales, Malvaceae. Gene Ontology annotation, molecular function: ATP binding; MAP kinase activity.
CGUAUCCUAUCCAGGGAAAAAAAAAGUACAAAUUCUAAAUUUUAGUGCGCUGCUAGAAACCUGUAAGAAUCCUGAGAACUAACAUCCUUAGAAAACUGUAAAAUCAGUUACCCAUUUCCUGGAAACCCAUCAGAAGAGAAAACGUAGAAAAAUUUAGAAAAGAAAAGAAAAAAAGUGUACCUGAAAGGUGGAAUCUUCACGGAUGACUCUACCUUUUCCAGUUCAAAAGAAGAUCUUUCUUUGAGUCUCGAGUUUGGGUCCGGGUCAUCUUAAAUUCGGAUCCUGGAAGCAUGUCAAUGGAGUCUGGGUCAGGGGAUCACAGCAUCAAAGGAAUACCAACUCAUGGUGGACGCUAUGUCCAGUACAACGUUUAUGGUAACUUGUUUGAAGUUUCCAGGAAAUAUGUCCCUCCUAUUCGACCCGUUGGCCGUGGUGCUAAUGGUAUUGUCUGUGCUGCUGUGAAUUCAGAGACACGGGAGGAGGUUGCUAUCAAGAAAAUCGGUAAUGCAUUUGACAACAGGAUUGAUGCCAAAAGGACAUUGCGAGAGAUCAAGCUUCUUCGUCACAUGGAUCAUGAAAAUGUGAUUGCCAUCAAAGACAUCAUACGGCCUCCACAGAGGGAGAACUUUAAUGAUGUCUACAUCGUUUAUGAACUGAUGGACACUGAUCUUCAUCAAAUCAUACGAUCCAACCAAUCAUUGACAGAUGAUCAUUGUCGGUACUUUCUAUUUCAGAUUCUACGAGGGCUCAAAUACGUACAUUCAGCCAAUGUUUUGCAUCGUGAUUUAAAGCCCAGCAAUUUGCUUCUGAAUGCAAAUUGUGACCUUAGAAUUGGAGAUUUUGGGCUUGCAAGGACAACAUCUGAAACUGAUUUUAUGACAGAAUAUGUAGUUACUCGUUGGUACCGGGCACCAGAAUUGCUUCUGAAUUGUUCUGAAUACACUGCUGCAAUUGAUAUUUGGUCGGUUGGAUGCAUACUUGGUGAAAUCAUGACUAGACAACCCCUUUUCCCUGGCAAAGACUAUGUGCAUCAGCUGAGGCUUAUCACGGAGCUUAUAGGUUCCCCUGAUGAUUCCAGCCUUGGGUUCCUUCGAAGUGACAAUGCCAGAAGAUACGUUAGACAGCUUCCACAAUACCCAAGGCAAAAUUUCUCUGCUAAAUUCCCUAACAUGUCACCUGGUGCUGUUGAUUUGCUAGAGAAGAUGCUCAUCUUUGAUCCCCAUCGGCGCAUUACAGUCGAUGAGGCUCUAUGCCACCCGUACUUGGCACCUCUUCAUGAAAUUAAUGAGGAACCAGUUUGCCCAAGGCCUUUCAGUUUUGAUUUUGAGCAACCAUCAUUUACUGAAGAAAACAUCAAGGAGCUCAUCUAUAGAGAAUCUGUAAAAUUCAAUCCUGACCCAAUUCACUGAACAUGAUGUGUUGUAUAUGCCUGGAAAUGUACCUAGUGGCUCUGGUUUGCUGCAAUACUAUGUAGGACUCAUCGGUCCCUUUGAGAUUACAAAGAUAUGGACUCGGAUAAGAAUACUCUUAAACAGAAUGAGAGUUUAUUCAACUUUCAUUCCACAUCUCUUGCUGCCUUCUGCAUUUGAAUUUGCUGCCAACUGCCCUGCUUAUCAGAAUGAGCAUCAACCUCUAGUUGGAGCAGACUCUUCUUUUCACUGUAGAUAGAUUAGUUAUUUGCGCAGAUGACGGGUUUUUAGGUUCCUCCUGGAAUUCCUUUCGAUCUGGCUUUUUAGGUAUCCUGUUGAAUUGGUGAUAGGUGGUUUUGUUUUGCUUGUAUCAUAGAAGAUUUCAUAGUUCCUUUGCUCUAAAACUCAGGCGUGAUGACAAUGUUCAGGACAAAUGUCAGAUGUCUUAUGCUGGUGAAUAAUGAUACUCUCUAUGUUUGUACUACCAGAAUCUCCCAAGCAGUUUUUCAUGGAUGAUCUAUAACACAUAUAAGUAUGAGAGUUCAAUUAUUUUGUAAGUCUAUAAUGUAACUCUUUUUGGUAUUCGAAGUUGUCAAGAUUUUCAGAGGCGGAUGCGCAUG